Molecule: messenger RNA, 1170 nt
Organism: Sus scrofa (pig)
Lineage: Eukaryota; Metazoa; Chordata; Mammalia; Artiodactyla; Suidae
Product: vomeronasal type-1 receptor 4-like
Biological process (GO): G protein-coupled receptor signaling pathway
Cellular component (GO): membrane
Molecular function (GO): pheromone receptor activity
Source: RefSeq, a predicted model, not a curated record
UGUUCACAGGACAAGGGUUAUUAUACGCAUGUUUCUUAUAUGUGGAUCCAUAGUUUGUGAAGAUCUUUCACUGUUACGCAUUCAACUCUCAGACACCUGUUGAAAGGGAAGAACUAUAUGUAACUAUUUUUCAGUGGGAACGAAUGAAAGGGAAGCCUGUGCCUGAAGAAGGCCAAGGUCCGUUGAUGGGAUCAACAGAGGUCUGCCUCAUAUCCCCACACAGGAUUCUCUGGCUCCAGAACAAGAAGCUCAUCCCCGGGAUGUGACAGAAUGGACACCAAGGACUGGGCAAUAGGAAUGAUCUUUUUGUUACAGACCACAGCUGGCCUCCUGGGGAAUUGCUCUCUCCUCUACCAUUUUCUCUUCCUUUACCUCACAGGAGGCACAUCCAGGUCCACAGAUGUGAUUCUCAAACACAUGACUUUGGCCAACCUCUUAGUUCUGCUCUCCAAGGGAAUCCCUGAAACACUGGCAGCUUUGGGGUCAAAACACUUCCUCGAUGAUUUUGGAUGCAAACUUCUUUUUUACAUUCAGAAAGUGAGCAGGGAUGUGUCCAUUGGCACCACCUGCAUCUUGAGUGUCUUUCAGGUGAUCAUGAUCAGUCCCAGGGACUCCAGGUGGGCACAGCUUCAGGGAAAAGCUCCCAGGUACCUGGGCACCUUCAGUAUCCUCUGCUGGGUCUUGAACAUGAUGCUCAAUAUUUCGGUCCCUAUUUAUACAAGUGACAGAUUGAACAACACAACCAGUAUAAGGCACAUAGAUCACAUCUACUGUUUUUCAGUAGGUUAUAGCAGUAUCACAUACAAAAUCUAUGUGUCAUUGGUUUCAUUCCGUGAUGGUUUCCGUUUGGGGCUGAUGGUCGGCUCCAGUGGUUCCAUGGUUCUUAUCCUGCACAGGCACAAGCAGCGGGUCCGAUACAUUCAUAGGCAUGACCAGUCUGCUAGGCCCUCCCCUGAGACCACAGCUACCCAAACCAUCCUCGUCCUGGUGUGCUGCUUUGUUUCCUUGUGGACACUCUCUUCUGUCUUACACAGCUGUGUGGCCAUUUUUAACAAUCCCAGUUUCUGGCUGAAGAACACUUCUAAGCUCAUUGCUGCCUGUUUCCCAGCUCUAAGUCCCUAUAUUCUCAUGAGCCAUGACUCCAGAGUAUCUAGAUGCUUCUUUCUGUAG